GAGACAAUUCCAAUGACAAAAAUGAAAAUCAGUAGGGACUCCUUAAAGGAAAAAAUCCAAGAAAUGCAGCAGUUCUUUGGGCUAAACGUGACCGGGCAGCUGGACACUUCUACUCUGGAGGUGAUGCACAAACCUAGAUGUGGAGUGCCUGAUGUCCAUCAUUACAGCACAUUUCAAGGAAGGCCAGUGUGGAAGAAGCAUGAAAUCACCUACAGAAUCAAUAAUUACACUCCUGACAUGAAGAAAGAGGAUGUUGACUAUGCCAUCCAGAAAGCUUUUCAAGUAUGGAGUGAUGUGACCCCCCUGAAAUUCAGAAGGGUUCAUGCAGGAGAAGCUGACAUUAUGAUAUCUUUUGCAAGUGGAGCUCAUGGAGAUUUCAACCCUUUUGAUGGCAAAGAUGGGAUCUUAGCCCAUGCUUAUGAACCUGGACCUGGUAUUGGAGGAGAUGCACAUUUUGAUGAGGCAGAAACCUGGAGUAAAAAUCAACAAGGGACCAAUUUAUUCCUGGUUGCUGCUCAUGAACUUGGCCACUCCCUGGGUCUCUUUCAUUCGGCCAACCCUGAAGCCUUGAUGUAUCCAGUCUACAAAUCCUUCACAGACCUGGCCCGCUUCCGCCUUUCUCAAGAUGAUGUGGAUGGCAUUCAGUCCCUCUAUGGUUCAGGACCUGCCACUGACCCCCCUCGGAAUCCCCUGGWGCCCACAAAGUCUAGCUCACCAGAGUCUGGGCUAGGCUCACCACCAGCCAUGUGCGAUCCUGCUUUGUCCUUUGACGCAGUCAGCACCCUCAGGGGAGAAAUCCUAUUCUUUAAAGACAGGCAUUUUUGGCGCAAAUCUCUCAGGGCCCUGGAACCUGAGUUUCAUCUGAUCUCUUCAUUUUGGCCAUCCCUUCCUUCAAGUGUGGAUGCUGCAUGUGAAGUUACUAGCAAGGAUACUGUUUUCAUUUUUAAAGGAAACCAGUUCUGGGCCAUCAGAGGACAAGCAGUAGAAGCUGGUUACCCACGAAGCAUCUACACACUGGGUUUUCCCUCAACAGUAAGGAAAAUUGAUGCAGCCAUUUCUGAUAAAGAAAAGAAGAAAACUUACUUCUUUGUAGAGGGUGAAUACUGGAGAUUUGAUGAGAAGAGCCAAUCAAUGGAGCCAGGCUUUCCCAGGCAGGUGGCUGAAGACUUUCCAGGGGUGGACUCAAAGGUUGACGCUGUUUUUGAAGCAUUUGGGUUUUUCUAUUUCUUCAAUGGAUCUUCACAGUUGGAGUUUGAUCCAAAUGCAAAGAAAGUGACACACAUCUUGAAGAGUAACAGCUGGUUUAAUUGUUAG
Urocitellus parryii (Arctic ground squirrel) is the source of this 1314-nucleotide messenger RNA. NCBI's taxonomy places the organism in Eukaryota, Metazoa, Chordata, Mammalia, Rodentia, Sciuridae. The record is from RefSeq and is a predicted model, not a curated record.